UUUUCCUAUAGCAGCAGAUUUUGAGAAGAGGGUUGCUAUUGGCUGAAUCACCCAACUCAAAGUGAGAAAGUUUUUUUUUGGGACAAAUAAGAAUGAGAGAGUAUUUCAAAGUUUUUUUUUGGGACAAAUAAGAAUGAGAGUAUUUCAGUGUCCAUUAUGUUAUUUAUUUUGAUGAAAUUGUCCAUUGUGUUCUCAAGUAAAAUAAUUUAUUCUCAUUAUAUUCAAUCACAAAAUUUAUUUUUGCUGAAAAGGAGGUUUUAUAAACCAAAAGAAAUGGCAAUGAAAAGCCAAAAUUAGGAGGGGGCUAACAAGCUGCUCUCCUGAAAAAAACUAGAGAGGGGCUUCAGGAUUAAUAUUCGAUCACAAAUUUUGAGAACAAUUUUUUUUUUUUUUUUUUUUUGGGUAAAAAAAUUCCGAGAAUGUAACUUUUUUAUGGAAACAACAUCAUUGUUAUAACUUGUACAUCAGAAUUUACAAGCAAUCAGGAACUUAAAUCUUUUAUUUUUUUUGGGUAAUUAAUCAGAAACUUAGUCUGAGAAAACGAGGCAGAUGCCCAUGACAGGGAUAUGAUAGCGUAGUAGUAGCUCAGCCAUGUGAACAUGGUUGUCUGUGCAUGCCAUGUGUAAUGGGAUGGGAGUGGAGGCCUUCCACGGGGCAUAAAGCUGGUGCAUUUUGGGGGAGGGGUUCUGAAUUCUCCUAUCUUUGGGCGCCUAGCCUGCCUACCUGCCUCCUCCAACAUUGAGGUAAUUGGGUGGUCUUUGGGGAUCGCAAUGCCUUGGAAGGUGGACCUCUGCCUUUGCCUCAGCCUCUGGCAUCUUCAUUCAGCAUCUACGGUGAAGAAAUGGACAAAGAAACAUCAACCAUGCACACUAGUACUCUACUGUAAGGCUCGUGACUGUUUUCCAAAGCUUCAUUUAGGAGCAGCAAAAGCUGUUUAGGCUCAAACGGUAACCAACAAUAUCGGUUCUGAAAUCUCAGAUCUCAACUGGACUUGGGGUAAUAUUUUUAGGAGAAUCAAUCAAUCAAUUCCUCGUGACCAAGAAAUAUCAGCUGAAUUUUAAGAAAAAAGAAAUAGUAUAUUAUGGUAUUUGUUGAAGUUGUGUUCACGGUCUUGAUUGUGAUCCAACAACUUCAAUUAUUGAAGCUUAUGAAAUGGAUAUCUAGGUUUUCUCUCUCUUUUUUUUUUUUUUUUUUGGGUGAAUAUCUAGGUUUUCUCCUAGGAUACUAGGAAUUACCCAUUUACCUAAACUAAACUUUUGACCUCUCAAGGCCUGUCAAGAGGUGACAUUAACAUUUCCUCGACCAACAUAAUUGCCUGUACGCGAGGGCAGACUAUUCUUUGAUAAUUAAUACUUCAAAGAUCUAAACCUCACCAAACAUAUCUUUGAUAAUUUAAUAGUUUGAUACUUUGUACCCUUUGCUACGCAAAUAUAUGCUGUUUUUUGGACACACAAUUCUCAUGGGUCUUGAAGUAGCUUGAGCAUGUCAUACAAGUCUUCCAUUACGUACAAAUUACUGUUUGCUAUUCCGGAAGUUUUGGUAUCACUCUUUGAAAGGAAUAAGAGAAUGCUUGGGUCAAAAUAAAGACAUCAUAUUCCUUCUUCGCCUUCAAGUAGUACCAUUUUAACAACCACAUAAUUAAUAAACAAUAAAGUUGGUUAAUUAUCCUCUUUUAACUUCACAAAAAUGAUAAUUUGCCAUGGAUGUCGCAUCAAAAAACUCUGUUUGUUUCUAUUGCCAUGGACUCUGCAAUGCAUAUUCUUUCAAAAGGUCCUGUUUCUUACUCUUCCUUUUUUUCCUUUUUACAAUUGGCAUUUUAGGAAUAGCUUCAUUGAUCAUUGUCUUUAUAAUAAAGCCCCAAAAGCCUGUUUUCUCCCUCAAAACGGUGAGACUUGAUUUGUAUGAGUUAAAUGCUCAUUCAGGUUCAACUCUCUUUUUGUCAUCUGUCAUCACUUUGAUCCUGAAUGCUCAAAAUCAUAACAAGGUUGGCAUAAGCUACAGACCUUCACGGCUUCAUGUUUAUUUCGAGGGAUUGCCUAUAGGUACAAUCCGAGUUCCCGGUUUCCUUCAGCCUCCUCACAGCAGUAAUGUGACCGUGCCAACCCGGAUUUUGUUCAAUUGUUUGAAUGUUACAAAUAUUCUUGCUGUAGCCUCAAUGCAGAAUGAGCCAAUGAAAAACAAAAUUCAGAUGAGAAUAUUAGGUGAUGUUAAGGCUCACCUGUGUGCAUUUCAUGUAACUCUAUUUAAGAUCAAGGUUGCUGUGGCGUGUGACAUAAAUAUUGAUAUCGAAAAGGACAUAAUAAAAAAUAUUUACAACAUGAGACCAGGAGAAAAAAGUCACGUAGUAGCCAUUUUCUCCAACCAACCUCCAGUCCGUCUUCCAGAAGUGCUCGGUAGAUUUCUACUUGUAAAAGGUGGAAUUACUCGAUCUUCAACUCAAACAUAUCACAUUUGAUUUUUUAUUUUUUAUUUUUUUUCUUCUCUUUGAAUUUUGGAUGCUGAGCACAAAAAUUCAAGCUUCCUAAGAUGUAUAGUUGUACAGGGUCGAUUAAAGAAAGGGGGAUUUUAGUGGCAGCAGGAAAUUAAUUUAAUCAGAUUUGUACAUAUACCUUAGGCGCAUUAAUUCGUUUCUCUGAUUGAUAAUUUUAAAUUGAAUAUCAUUUUCGUGGUUUUCCAAGUUGA
Molecule: messenger RNA, 2682 nt
Organism: Ziziphus jujuba (common jujube)
Lineage: Eukaryota; Viridiplantae; Streptophyta; Magnoliopsida; Rosales; Rhamnaceae
Exons: 3
Coding region: 1700-2455 (251 amino acids)
Cellular component (GO): plasma membrane
Source: RefSeq, a predicted model, not a curated record